UUCCCUCCUCUCCACGUUUACACACUUCACCGCUUAUCCCCGGUCACCUUCACCCCCCAACUUGCUCCUAUUCCUAAAUUUCCAAACACCCAUCCCAUUAUCACGGCCAGGUUCAUUCUACACUUCCCAGUUGUACCGGUCACCUUUCUCACCUUUCUCUUUCUCUCUCUAUAAGACGCAAAUAUCAAUUUCCAUUCCUUUUUUAGGGUUAGGUUUUGGGUUUUUUUUCUCUUUGAAACUUCCAUGGAAGCGUCCUCUGUUUCAGCAAAUUCGAACCGAUCUCCGUCGUUUCGUUACUGUACUUGUAGCUUUUUCAGACGGUGUUGUCGUUGUUUCUGUUGCUGUUACUCGUAUCCCUGAAUAAAUUGAAUUCGUUUUUGUAAAAGUUGUUGUUGUUAUGGAUUUACCACACGCUCAACCUGCUCUUUCUCUCGGCUUCAGCUCGCACACUUCGGUUUCUGACGAUUCGAUUUCGCUGAAAAUCGAUUCGAGCUUUUGCGAUUCGUCGAAUUCGGUGCCGUCUGUUCCGCUACAGUUGCUACAGCAAAAGGAGGAGGUAAUCGAGAUUGAGAAUGAGGAUGGGGAAGGUGAAGACCAGAGUGAGGAUGAGAAAUUCAGCAUUUUGGGGCACCCAAUGUGUUUGAAGAGGUCUAGAGACUCGCUGCUCUGUCAGAACGCUACGAAGCGAGUCGCGGUGGAGCCCGGGCUCGAGGCGAGGCGGGUGGUUUGGGGUUGGGGGAACCAGCCACUCGGCGUGGCGGACCCGGAAAUCAACUCGAUUAUGGAGAAGGAAAAGCAGAGACAGUAUAAAGGGAUUGAAUUGAUCGCAUCGGAGAAUUACGUGUGCAGGGCUGUGAUGGAAGCUUUGGGCAGUCACUUGACAAACAAGUACUCGGAGGGAAUGCCUGGUGCAAGGUACUACACUGGGAAUCAACAUAUUGAUCAAAUUGAAUUGCUCUGUCACGAGCGCGCAUUAGCGGCGUUUGAUCUUGAUUCGGAGAAUUGGGGUGUGAAUGUUCAGCCAUACUCGUGUACCUCUGCGAAUUUCGCGGUUUACACGGGUCUUUUGCUCCCAAAGGAUCGGAUUAUGGGAUUGGAUUCUCCGUCAGGCGGGCAUUUGAGUCAUGGGUAUUACACUCCAAGUGGGAAGAAAGUCUCGGCUGCUUCUAUAUUCUUUGAGAAUUUGCCUUAUAAAGUGAACCCACAUACGGGUUUUAUUGAUUACGACAAGCUUGAGGAGAAAGCGCUUGAUUUUCGCCCCAAGAUACUUAUUUGUGGUGGGAGUUCGUACCCGAGGGAGUGGGAUUACGCGAGGUGUAGGCAGAUUGCGGAUAAAUGCGGAGCUGUGUUGAUGUGUGACAUGGCUCAUAUUAGCGGACUAGUGGCAGCCAAGGAAUGCACAAGCCCAUUUAAAUAUUGUGAUAUUGUUACCUCAACGACUCACAAAAGUCUCCGGGGUCCUAGGGGAGGUAUAAUCUUUUACAGGAGGGGUACGAAAUCAAGGAAACAGGGCUUGCUCCUUAGUCAUGGAGAUGGUAGUACUCAUUAUGAUUUUGAGGAAAGGAUAAACUUCGCAGUAUUUCCAUCGUUACAAGGGGGUCCUCACAAUAAUCACAUUGCUGCUCUUGCCAUAGCUUUAAAACAAGUAGCUACUCCAGAGUAUAAAGCCUAUAUGCAACAGGUGAAGAAAAAUGCUCAGGCAUUAGCGUCUGCUUUGUCGAGAAGAAAAUGCAAGCUGGUGACUGGGGGUACCGAUAAUCAUUUGUUGCUUUGGGAUCUAACUGCCCUAGGCUUAACAGGCAAGAACUAUGAGAAGGUCUGUGAGAUGUGUCACAUCACUCUCAAUAAAAGUGCUAUAUUUGGUGACAAUGGUGCUAUUUCUCCUGGAGGAGUAAGAAUUGGUACUCCUGCUAUGACAACAAGAGGUUGUUUAGAGGCUGAUUUUGAGACGAUUGCUGAGUUUCUUUUUAGGGCAGCCCAGAUUACUAGUAUGGUGCAGAGGGAACCUGGAAAAUUACAGAAAGAUUUUUUCAAGGGUCUGCAGAACAAUAAAAAUAUUGUUGAGCUCCGAAAUCAGGUCGAGACAUUUGCUUCCCAGUUUGCAAUGCCAGGAUUUGAUAUUUGAACAUGUGAAAGAGGCAGCCAGCUCACAUCUCUAAUAUCAUGAUGUUGCUUCUGUGGCCCACAUGGUAACCACCCAUCCAUUUUUCUCCCAGGCCCUCUCCUGUAAAUUACGCGCCCUAAAAUAGUUCAACAUUAAGAUUUUGUUGCCCAAAAAUUUUACAAGCAUCACUUACCCAAGUGCCUGUCUGACUAUCUAUUUUUGUGAUUUUGUAAAAUUUUUACCAAAAGGUCAUCUUUUUUAUUUCCUGAUAUAUUUGUGAAGGCGUCUCAAAGUUUUGGUCUGUAAUUGUUUAUCUGAAUACAUUUGUAAUUAAGGAACUGGGAUAGAUAUCGAAAGUUGCUUUUUCAAA
This is a messenger RNA of Quercus robur (English oak), 2474 nucleotides long. RefSeq names its product serine hydroxymethyltransferase 7. Lineage: Eukaryota; Viridiplantae; Streptophyta; Magnoliopsida; Fagales; Fagaceae. The record is from RefSeq and is a predicted model, not a curated record. Gene Ontology annotation, biological process: folic acid metabolic process; L-serine catabolic process; tetrahydrofolate interconversion. Gene Ontology annotation, molecular function: pyridoxal phosphate binding; cobalt ion binding; glycine hydroxymethyltransferase activity. Gene Ontology annotation, cellular component: cytoplasm.